AUGUCACAGGAGAACACCACCGCUAUUCGUGCUUUAGGCGAUACUAAAUUAUUCCAACCGAUUAAAGUUGGCGAGAAUGUAAUAAACCAAAGAAUUGCAUAUGUCCCAACAACUAGAAGAAGAGCAACUAAGGACAAUAUUCCUACUGAUUUGCAAUUAGAAUAUUACAAAGCUAGAGCGCAAGCACCGGGAACUUUGCUCAUCACUGAAGCUACUUUUGCUUCACUCGAAGGAACCGGUUUUGCUAAUGUUCCCGGUAUUUUUAACGAGAAACAAGUCGCCGCUUGGAAAAAGAUCACUGAUACUAUAAGAGCUGCGAAAUCAUAUUCUUGUGUUCAGUUAUGGCAUUUGGGAAGAACUGCAGAUCCUCAGGAGUUGAAAGAAAGGGGGUUACCUUUUGCUGCUCCUUCUGCUGAGUAUUUUUCAAAGGAGUCGGAAGAACAGGCCAAGAAGGCAGGCAAUGAGUUACGAGCAUACACCCAAGAGGAGAUUGAGGAUCUAAUUGAAAGACAAUACCCUCAAGCCGCUAAGAACGCAAUAGCAGCUGGCUUUGAUUAUGUGGAAUUACACUCGGCACACGGAUACACUUUGGACCAGUUUUUGAACCCAGUGAGUAACAAAAGAACCGACAAGUAUGGUGGUUCCGUGGAAAACAGAGCAAGAGUGCUUUUGGCCAUUAUUGAUAAACUCAUCCCCAUCGUUGGUGCAAGCCGUUUAGCUUUGAGAUUAUCACCAUGGGCAACUUUUCAAGUAAGUGCACCCGAUGGAGCAGAAAUUCACACAUACAUUCUUCAGCAACUUCAAGAGAGAGCAGACAAAGGUCAUGAAUUGGCAUAUGUUUCACUUGUAGAGCCUAGAGUGUCGGGUAUUAUUGAUGUUGCAGAAAAGGACCAGCAAGGACAGAGUAACGAAUUUGCUUUGCAGGUUUGGAAGGGGAACUUCAUUCGUGCGGGAAAUUACACCUAUGACGCGCCAGAGUUCAAGACAAUCUUGCAUGAUUUAGAUAAUGAUCGCACCUUAAUUGGAUUUUCUAGAUUUUUUACAUCGAAUCCUGAUUUGGUUUACAAGUUGAAGAAUGGUAUUCCAUUGACCAAGUAUGAUAGAUCUACAUUCUACACUCACGAUAAUUGGGGGUACAAUACUUGGAACGGACAUGAAAAUCCAAAUAAACAGUAUAACGAAGAGGAGGAAAAGAAGGUUAUUGGUAAACCAUUGGCCUAA
Messenger RNA from Lodderomyces oxycetoniae, 1221 nucleotides. RefSeq names its product NADPH dehydrogenase (gene OYE2). The transcript has a single exon. Bases 1 to 1221 code for a protein of 406 amino acids. Gene Ontology annotation, molecular function: NADPH dehydrogenase activity; FMN binding. Lineage: Eukaryota; Fungi; Ascomycota; Pichiomycetes; Serinales; Debaryomycetaceae. The record is from RefSeq and is a predicted model, not a curated record.